AUGGAUCAGGUACAAGGCCGUCUAGGCCAGGGGCGGUGUCAUAGCGCCAGGGGCGGUGUCACAGCGGUCCAGACCGCUGUCUUUCUAGGCGCGGGCGGCGCACCGCCGUGCGGGGAGUCUAGCAGAGCGGGGGCAGGCAUAGGCAGAGCUGAGGCUCCUGUAGGUGUUACAGAUGCCUGUAACAGCGAGUGGAUCGACCUCAAUAAUGUCAGCAGCGGUGAAGACGAAGAUGACCCACCUGAAGUCAUAGUCAAUGCCCACACACACCCGAGCCCACUACAGACAACGACUAGUACUCUCCUCACCGAUCCCUUUGCCACGAGAAAAAGAGGCCUUAAGUCUACUUCUGAUGUCCAGUGUUUCUUAGGAAGAACUCAGACACUGGCGAGCGCAUUUGCAUUCCAUGCGAGAAUGAAAAUAAGAUCGCCUCAUCCUGUCCCCUAA
This is a messenger RNA of Suillus discolor, 444 nucleotides long. RefSeq lists its product as uncharacterized. The coding region runs from base 1 to 444 and encodes 147 amino acids. NCBI's taxonomy places the organism in Eukaryota, Fungi, Basidiomycota, Agaricomycetes, Boletales, Suillaceae. The transcript is spliced from 2 exons. The record is from RefSeq and is a predicted model, not a curated record.